GGGAAGGUGAAGGGAGGUUUUGGUUUGUGGAAAAACUGGAAAUAUACGGCGUUAAAAUGACGAUGUCUGUCCCGGAGAGAAAAUCAGGAUCCGAGGGGAAAGAGGAGGAGAGCGAGGAUGAGAGUGAAAUCCUGGAGGAGAGCCCGUGUGGUCGCUGGCAGAAGCGUAAAGAGCAGGUCAGCCAAGGUAAUGUCCCCGGUGUGGAAAGUGCAUCUCUGGCCAUGGACACAGAGGAAGGAGUGGAAGUGGUUUGGAACGAAGUGCUCUUCUCCGACAAGAAGGUCUUCAAAGCACAGGAGGACAAGAUCAAGGAGAUGUUUGAGAACCUGAUGCAGGUCGAACACCCCAACAUUGUCAAGUUCCACAAGUACUGGCUCGACAUGAAGGAGACUCAAGCUCGGGUUAUAUUUAUCACAGAAUACAUGUCGUCGGGAAGCCUCAAGCAGUUCCUCAAGAAGACCAAGAAGAACCACAAGACCAUGAAUGUUAAGGCCUGGAAGAGAUGGUGCACCCAGAUUCUCUCUGCCCUAAGUUAUCUGCACUCUUGUGAACCUCCAAUAAUCCAUGGCAACCUGACGUGUGACACCAUCUUCAUUCAGCACAACGGCCUCAUCAAGAUCGGCUCAGUGUGGCAUCGGCUAUUUGUUAAUGUGUUCCCAGACGCCAGCGGUAAAGGGAGGCAACAUCGCGACGAGCAGAGGAAUCUUCAUUUUUUUGCUCCAGAAUAUGGUGCCGGCGAAGAUGAUUACUCCAUAGAUAUUUUCUCCUUUGGCAUCUGUGCUCUAGAGAUGGCAGUACUAGAGAUCCAGGCCAAUGGAGAUACUGCCGUGUCCAAGGAGGCCAUCAUCAAUGCAGGUCAAUCUCUGGAAGACCCUCUCAUGAGAGAGUUCACCCAGUCUUGUUUGCGUCACGAUGCCAAACUCCGUCCCACCGCUCACGACCUUCUGUUCCACCGAGUCUUGUUCGAGGUCCACUCCCUUAAACUGCUGGCCGCCCAUUGCCUCAUCAACAACCAGUAUCUGCUUCCAGAGAACUGUGUGGAGGAGAAAACCAAGUCCUUCGACCCCAACGCUGUCAUGGCAGAGAUUAAACAUGACGACAGACAAGGAGUUCAGCUAAAAUAUUCCCACGUGUCUCCUUUGGAACUCGACAAGUUUCUAGAGGAUGUGAAAAAUGGGAUUUACCCGUUGAUGAACUUCGCCUCGACUCGGCCUCACCCCGUCCCUCGAGCCCUCUCCUUGUCUCAGGAGCAGGUGGAGACAGUCAAGACGCCGACUCCUGAACCCCAGGAGACGGAGACGAGGAAGGUUGUUCAGAUGCACUGUAAUUUGGAGUCAAAUGACGAAGGGACCAAAACUCAUCUGUCUUUAUUUCUCAAGAUGGAUGAUAAACUUCAUCGGCAGCUUAGCUGUGACAUCCUUCCAAAUGACACCUCCAAAGACCUUGCCAGUGAACUUGUUCACUACGCCUUCAUAACUGAGGAGGACAGUGAGAAGGUUGCCGGGUUCCUGGAGGACGCCAUCAAUCGACACCGGCUCCGAACGCUCGCUUCUGGGAGCACACAAUGAGGAGGGGUCAUGACAGCGGCUGGCCCGAACUGAGGGGCCGGGGGCGUUGACCACACAGAUCGAGAGAAAGGGAGAGGGAGACGGGCGGGAUCACACAGCCGGGAACGGAAGAGAGCAGAAGGAGUGGUGGUGGUGGAGGAAGCUGACCCAGUUGGGGAUUAAAAAAGGGGGACAAAUACAGGAGGACGCUGGGCCUUUGACAGUCAGUUAAUCAUCCCAGAGAGAAAGAGGAAACGCCAGCAGUGAAAAAGGAACUGAAGGCACCUCUGGUUGCAGGAUCAGAGGCAUCAUGGCUGUGUUCAGCAAUCCCACAAAGCAGUGGAAGAUUGACAAACUCCCUGCCUGCGAAGGGCUACCAUGCCUUAAGCUAUCUUUGACAACUUCAGUUUUUUCCAUAUUGCCACUAUUCAGAACGGAUCCGUCUUACAUACAAAUGCAGCAGCUAUGUUUUCAUAAGGACGUUGUAUUGCUCAUAAGCCUCGUUUGCACUCCAGUGUCCAUUUCGAUCGGUGAAUAUAAACAAAGAUGCAGUCAUUUAUUUAAAAAAAGAAAAACCCUCCCUCCUUUAUUAACCAGAACACUCAAUUUAUUCAUUUUAGGGAUUUAAUAUUCCGUCCAACAUGUGCUGUUUAUACUCUUUCAGUUAUUUAUUUCUGUUUAACUGUGAACCAUUGAAGCGUUUUUGCUUUAUUUUUAUGACCUGC
Messenger RNA from Scomber japonicus (chub mackerel), 2272 nucleotides. It is a transcript of the gene nrbp2b, whose product is annotated as nuclear receptor binding protein 2b. The transcript has 18 exons. The record is from RefSeq and is a predicted model, not a curated record. Gene Ontology annotation, molecular function: protein serine/threonine kinase activity; ATP binding. Bases 57 to 1568 code for a protein of 503 amino acids. Gene Ontology annotation, cellular component: endomembrane system; cytoplasm. Lineage: Eukaryota; Metazoa; Chordata; Actinopteri; Scombriformes; Scombridae. Gene Ontology annotation, biological process: intracellular signal transduction; endoplasmic reticulum to Golgi vesicle-mediated transport; protein phosphorylation.